This is a messenger RNA of Mya arenaria, 929 nucleotides long. RefSeq lists its product as uncharacterized. The transcript is spliced from 3 exons. NCBI's taxonomy places the organism in Eukaryota, Metazoa, Mollusca, Bivalvia, Myida, Myidae. The record is from RefSeq and is a predicted model, not a curated record. Bases 450 to 803 code for a protein of 117 amino acids.
UAUAUAUAUCUAAUAACUAUUGAGUAACAAAAAUUAUUGGCUUGUUACUAGUGAGAAUUCGAGUAAUGUCUCCCAAUUGGUGUCUUGGUUGCUGUGCAAUAUACAUCCAGGUUCGAACAAUACACUUAACGAGGUGCUAAGUGUACUAUUUAUCACCUUGUUAAAUGGUGGUUAUUAUAUGAGCAAUUGACCUUACGACAGGAUUUGAUUGACAGGUCCUAUCAGCCAAUCAGAAUGUAGGGCUGAUAAGCCGUGUUGCUAUCCGCCAUUUUGUCCGUCAAACUGACCAGAGUCCGUCAUAUACAUGCGCUGGCAAUUCCUCGCCUUUUUAAGUAUUAUGGUAAAAAGGUGUUGUCAUGGCACUUGUAAUUCGGAUACAAGGUAGCCAGGCCGACUAAAGAUGGCUUACAAUUCGUUCUGUAUUCGAAACCAGUGAGUUAUUUAGAAAAAUGCAAGUGCUGUAUCAGACUCUGUGGAAGACCUCAUCAACAGCUGAACUUGGAAAUUUUGAAAGAUCGUUCAAAGGCGAAACAUCUAUACGUCUCACUUUGUCGACGGGAAAUCCAAUCAAGAAAACACUGACCCUCAAGCAGCUACUGUAUUUGACCAGCUCACACCAGCUAGGCCUCCUCCAAAACUCAGAUAAAUAUUUGAGCCACCAAAACAAAACGAGAACAGAUCGGUCUGAAUCGUUAAGAACUGAAGCUAACAUCAUAGAGGUACAUCCUUCCAAGAAUCCAUCAAAACAACAUGCUGAACAACUUCAAGAACUCUCUUCAAAAGACCACACUUUCCUGAAAUAAAUAAAAGAUGCCAAUAUUAAAAUAAAUCAGUUACAUGUAUUGUUAAAUAUUUUAAUACUAGCUGUAAAUGCUACUGCCUUUGAUGUUUGCUUUCUACAUGUAUAUCAUAAUGAAAUAUUGACAAGA